This is a messenger RNA of Aspergillus thermomutatus, 1377 nucleotides long. Its product is annotated as pheromone receptor. The transcript has 3 exons. Gene Ontology annotation, biological process: G protein-coupled receptor signaling pathway. Gene Ontology annotation, molecular function: mating-type factor pheromone receptor activity. NCBI's taxonomy places the organism in Eukaryota, Fungi, Ascomycota, Eurotiomycetes, Eurotiales, Aspergillaceae. Gene Ontology annotation, cellular component: membrane. Bases 1 to 1377 code for a protein of 458 amino acids. The record is from RefSeq and is a predicted model, not a curated record.
AUGGAAUCAGCUACAACAGGACGUAGCACGCAGGCUGUGGCCAUCCCCGUGCUAUCCUCUAUUGCGAUUGUUGUCAGUAUUCCUCCAAUCAUCUUACACUGGAAGAACCGCAAUUUCCCUGCUACUGCGCUCAUUUGCUGGUUUCUGAUCCUCAACAUCUUUAACGUUAUCAAUGCGCUUAUCUGGCCAACCGACGAUGUCGAUUCAUGGUGGGAUGGUCAGGGUCUUUGUGAUGUCGAGGUCAAGGUGAUGAUAGCGAGCUAUGUUGCCGUACCCGGGACUCUGGUGUGCAUCUUCCGAAGCUUGGCCUCUGUGCUCGACACUAGACGUGCUAUGCUUGUCCCCAACAACAGCCAACGUUGGCGUAACCGUCUGAUGGAUACCUCAUUCUGUGUGGCCAUCCCAGUGGUUGCAAUGAUUACACAUAUUAUCUACCAAAGGAGCCGGUACCUGAUCUUCGGUAUUUCAGGGUGCGUCAAUAACUUCGAUCAAAGCUGGGUGAGCCUUGUGCUAUCGUUCAUCUGGCCUCCUAUAAUCUGCCUUCUGGCUGCUUUCUAUUGCGGCAUGACCCUUUAUCGCCUUCACAAAUAUCGAAGCCAGUUUGGGGACAUACUCAACUCCGCCAACAGCCAUCUGAGCAAGUCCCGAUUCCUGCGUCUAUUUUUCCUUGCGUUCAUCAUGCUUAUGACGAUUCUGCCAAUUCAGUCUUACGUUGUCUAUCGCAACCUUACGUACAAUUUGCCCUGGCAUCCAUACUCAUGGAGCCUCCUCCAUGGGCCACAGUCACAAUGGAGCAUUAUCCUCAAGAUUCCAGCCCAAGGUCAAGUCUUCUUUGACCGCUGGAUUCCUAUCGCUGCAGGAUACGUGCUCUUCAUCUUUUUCGGAUGCUGCAACGAUGCUUUGAGACUGUACCAAUCCGCCCUUUGUCUCCUGGGCUUGGGAAAUUGUCUUGCUGGUUUGCGCCUUUGGUCGCAAGGGACCUCGGCAUCCAUCACUGAAGGGUCUACAGCAAGUCGUGCGAGGUUGCUCUUUUCUAGGAAGCAGUCGUCUGCAACUGGAACAACGACCGACUCGACCACGACCGGGACGGCCAGCUACAGCCAUGACGAUAUUGAAAAGGGUGCCAUGCCCCGGCAAGAGAGUCCCUCUACAUGGCUCUCGCUUCCGAGGUCUCUCUUGAGCCGCACAUUCCUUUCAAUCCGGAAAACAACGCCCUCUGUCCCGGAAUUUUCGGUUCCGGCUACCACAAUAUCCACCAACGCCUGGGCCGGUACGAGCCAAAGCCGUGGAAGUAGUGACUUCACAAGCGCCCCAGUUGGACCGGAUACUAUUCGCGUUAAGCAAGUUAUUAGUCAAGAGAGUGAGCUGCAGGUGUAA